UACUCAUUCACUGCUGGUUGCAAAAAAUUGUAGAACAAAUUAAAAACGCAAUAACAGAAUCGCUGCAGCAAAUGCAGUAGAACUAGUGGAGAGCAGCGCUUAGAAACCCAAAACAAAAGCAAUUAACCGUGUUCAACGUAGAAAAUAGAUUGUGAAAGUGGGUGUAGCAUUUGGGCAAAGUGUUUGUGUUUGUUUUUUUUCAUUGUAAAUUUUGUUUGUUGCUUGGAUUUUCCGAUUUGAUGGUAAAAGGGAGGCAUCGAGGCAGGGGCGAACCCAAGUGAUUUUCCAUUAUAAUCAUCGAGUGGAAGGGGAAUUCCAAUCGACAUGUCGCUAAUAGCGGCACUGGCUUUCUACGCUCUCCUGCAGACAGUCACCUGUUACACGGUCUCAAUUACGGCCCCCGAUCAGGCCCUCAUCGGAUCCUCUAUCAAUGUAUCCGCCCAGCUCUACGAUAAUGGCAGACCGGCUGGAAAGGGCUCCUACAAGUUCACCUGGAGCGACAGUGCUGGCAAUCGAGAGGUGAUAGAGACUACCAAUGCCACCAGCCAUUGGACUGUGAUCUACAAUCAGGAGCAAGCAGCUACGCAUGUCCUUAAAGUCGAAGUGGAUAAGUACUUCAUUAUUUGGGUAAAUGAGGCCGUGGCCCGAAGGGAAAUAAAGCUUGAUAACUUGCUGGGCGGCAGAUUGGAACUGAUUCAGAACAAUGUGACGCGGCCGCAUGAGUUUGUGUCCACGCAGGAGGCGGUGAAUCAUAGCAUACUGCUUUCCGAUGUGGAUCUUGCAUUUCUGCGGGCGAAGGGAUAUCACAUUCAGACGUAUUGGUUUCAAAACUGCACAUAUCUGGGCAUGUCCAGUGCCCUGGACUAUCAGGCCACAUAUCCGAAAGCUGAGCAAUACUACGACGUGGAGGCUUUAGUGGUGGCCACACUGGAGCUGCCGCCUGAGCCAACGCCCUCAACCACGACGACAACAACCACUACCACUACAACUACCACGACAACAACAACCACAACUACAACUCCCGCCACAACAACAACUUCAACAACACCUGCCACAACCACCACUCCAAAAACUACAACAACAUCAACAACUACGACAACCACUACUCCAAAGCCAGCAGCUCGAGCCAAACGUGAUUUAAUCCAGGCCAUGCACGCCAACGCCGCUCUACUUGGUCUAAACCUAACCAGCGCCUUGAAGCAGCAAAAGAAUUCCGAUGGGAAUGUGUCCGUGGCACUUGUCAAUCCCCUGGGAGUUCGCCGGCUGUCCAAGCUCACUGUGGUGCCCGGUAUUCAACCGCCAUUCGAUUGCGUGAGCAAAAAGUUUGUAGCCCAGGAUCCAAAACAGAUAUACGGCUACUUCCAGCACCGCAUUGUAUCCAAAGAUCCCGUUACUGGUUUCGGCACCACGGGCAAGAAUUGGCUGCAGCACUGGGAGAUGCUUCAGCUCAAUGUCAACUGCAAGGGAUCGCCACCAUUUGAGCUUUGUACGCAAGUUUUUACUGCGCCCUACAAUUCCACGGGUAAUGAGACAUGCGACCGAUAUGAACUACUCGAGAAUUGUUCAUAUGAAUACAUGCGUUACUUUAGCGAAAGCAAGACCAUUCUUUUCUUCAUACGCAAUGAGGUUUCCCAGACACUCAAUCAGGUUACCAUAAACAUGUAUGAAGCCCAACGUCAAUCUCAGCUUUCAGUCGUAGUUGUGCCCGUAACCUGCACAUUGGUGGCUGUAAUUCUAGUUGUUUUCGGCGUGGCCUAUUAUAUUCAGCGGGGAAAUCGCUUCAAUGUUGAAGUGGCCGAUUUCAAUUUCGGUGAUACUCAGUCGGUCGACAUGGAGUACAAGACAUUCCCGCAGCGCCUGGUCGACAGCAUCCGUGAUGCUUGGACGUGGCCGGGUCAGCGGCGUCACUCGCAGUCCAGCGCAGAUCUCAUGGCGGACCAGCCGCCCAGUCCGGGCUUUGGCGGCAAUGUGGGCGAUGUCGAUAGCAACUUGCGCUAUAACACUUUCAACUAGGUCCUUGAGGCUUUCUGUUGGAAUAUUGUUACCUAUGCAAAUUAACCGUUUUAAUUUAAUUUCGGCGCCUAAGUUACGAAGCCCUGCUCGCAAUUUUUUUCAAAUUUGGUAAAAUCGCAAUCGAUUUGUGAAACUUGCUUGUUCUAAACCCAAAUCAUGGUUUGAAAUCCCAGGCAGCUUUUCCAUAAAAUUUGAUCGAACUCGAAAGCGGGAUCAGGUGUGAUAGUUAUUUGUUAUUAUUUGUACGUGCACUUUUAUGUGCUUUAGUCAUUUUCUCGUUGUACAUUAGCACCUUGGGGUUACCACCCCAUAUGUACACGAACAGAGAUGAUAGAAUCUUUUAUAUUUUUCCAAUACUUUAUCUCUCCUUACGUUAUCAUUUAAAUCAUCUCUGUCCAACAUUUACGCACAUACUUGCUCAUCAAUGGCCAAAUGUCAAGUAACAAGCAAACAUUUAAAUCGAAAUAUCGGGUUUGCAGCAGGGUUCGGGAACCCAACUGCAGAUCCGUUCGGAUAUUGUUAAAGACUGUCUUUGUUCUAAAAGCAAAAAAUAAAUCUGGUAAAAAUUACACUUAACUUAUGCGUGACGAGGUCUUAGUGACGAGUUAAAUGUUAGCAUAAGUCAAUUUGAUUAUUUCCAUUGUAUCGUGAUCAAAAUUUUUUGACAAAGACAAACUCAUCCUCACUAAAACUCAUGCGACACAAAUAUUCAUUGUGAUAGAUAUAGAACAAACAGUAUGUACGUUUAGCUAAAACGAAAAGUUUAAAGAAAAACAAUACAAUUAUAAAGCUAAA
Drosophila rhopaloa is the source of this 2808-nucleotide messenger RNA. RefSeq lists its product as uncharacterized. NCBI's taxonomy places the organism in Eukaryota, Metazoa, Arthropoda, Insecta, Diptera, Drosophilidae. The record is from RefSeq and is a predicted model, not a curated record. The transcript is spliced from 7 exons. The coding region runs from base 325 to 2013 and encodes 562 amino acids.